This is a messenger RNA of Plodia interpunctella (Indianmeal moth), 997 nucleotides long. RefSeq names its product Cleavage and polyadenylation specific factor 5 (gene Cpsf5). Bases 138 to 821 code for a protein of 227 amino acids. The transcript is spliced from 4 exons. Gene Ontology annotation, molecular function: mRNA 3'-UTR AU-rich region binding. Lineage: Eukaryota; Metazoa; Arthropoda; Insecta; Lepidoptera; Pyralidae. Gene Ontology annotation, cellular component: mRNA cleavage factor complex. The record is from RefSeq and is a predicted model, not a curated record.
CAACAAUAUAAACGUAAUGGCCGCUUGCUUGUCUGUCAGUUCGGCGUCGUCAAUACCUAAUUAUUUUAUUUUAGAAAAUUAGUGCUAAAUACGUUCUGGAAGUGCAGUAUUUGUAUAUUAAUAAUUAAAUAGCUAUUAUGGCGGCAGUACAAGGUGGUCCUGGUAACAAAAUGUGGCCAGCGCGUCCUGGAAUGCAGCACCAGAAUGGUCAAAACAACGCCAAUAAUUUAACAUUAAAUAGGACAAUAAAUCUAUAUCCAUUGACUAAUUACACAUUCGGAACUAAAGAACCCUUAUUUGAGAAGGAUGCGUCGGUGCCCGCCAGGUUUCAGAGGAUGAGAGAGGAGUUUGUCAAAAUUGGAAUGAGAAGGUCAGUGGAAGGAGUCCUCCUGGUACACGAGCAUGGUCUACCCCAUGUACUGCUCCUGCAGCUUGGGACGGCAUUCUUCAAAUUGCCCGGCGGGGAACUAAACCCUGGAGAGGAUGAGAUUGAAGGCCUGAAACGUCUGCUGACGGAGACACUCGGGAGGCAGGAUGGGGUUCAACAGGAGUGGCUCAUUGAAGACACCAUCGGCAACUGGUGGCGGCCGAACUUCGAGCCCCCUCAAUACCCUUACAUCCCCCCCCACAUCACCAAACCCAAGGAGCACAAGCGAUUGUUUCUCGUCCAACUCCAGGACAGAGCGUUGUUCGCAGUACCAAAGAAUUAUAAAUUGGUAGCGGCUCCUCUAUUCGAGUUGUACGAUAACGCUCAAGGAUACGGGCCAAUCAUAUCAUCGCUGUCACAAAGCCUGUGUAGGUUUAAUUUCGUUUAUAUGUAAUCCAGAGAUUUGGUAGAGUUUUGUGUUGUCCCCGUGAUGUAUAGGAAUUUCAAUUCAGAAUAUUAAGAGUAUUUGUUGUUUAUAAAUUGAAAUAUACAAUUGGGCCACAUUUCCGAGCAUCAAGUUCAGUUCUUUUCACUGCUAAGACUGCAGGCCGCUUACUAUCAUCUGUUAAU